CCGUAACCCCGUUCAGAGGAACCCACCUUUUCUCUCCGGCGUCUCGUCCCUCAAACUGGAUCGGCAUAAAUGAAUGAAUCGCAAGGAAAUAUCAACACACUAUCUCGCAGGGAAAAGUCUCUGUCAAACCAGCCGGCCAGGAGGAAUUUAUGUCGGGCUUGACAAGCAAUUCAACAUGAGUUUUUUCCUCUGGAACUUCAUCCCAAGAUUGUCAAAUGCGUAAAACGGCGACGGUCUUCUGCCCCCUUUGCAAAGGAGUCACGCUGUGAUUAACGGAUCAGGUUUUUGACUGCCAGGACAAAUGAAUACAAAUGAAUUUAGGCACCCGAAGGAGAGAUUGCAGAACCUCUCAUCUAGACACAAAGAGAGCCCUAUUGCUCUGUACAGUUUUAUAUUGUACUUGCUACCUGGGACUUACACAAGUACACUCUGAAGAUGUGGACAUCCUCCAGAAAUUGGGGCUUAAGGGAGAGAAGCCAUCACGCUCUGUGCCAGCAGGGGUCAUUCCAUUCAGAUCGGGGAUCAUCCUUAACCAACGGGCGCACAUUGAGGCUCCAGUGCACUCAAUCAUUCCAGCUGCCAUCUGGCCCAAGUUCGUACUUAUCCUGAGUAUACGCUCACACCGUGUCAACAGUGCUUUCUUCUUCACUUUGCGUUCAAGCCGCAAGGAGCUCCUUCUUGGUCUUCAGCUUGUACCAGGGAGUCUUGUCUUACACACAGGAUCAAACACCUCGGUGGCAUUGCCCUAUGAGCCUCAUGAUGGCAAGUGGCAUCAGCUCGCAGUGGAAAUUAAUGGACAGAAAGUGACUCUAUAUGCCUCCUGCGGAGAGCAGAGUGUUCAGGCAGACUUUGGGUGGGAUGUUGAGGAAGGACUGGCUCCGGAGCUUCAGGGCUCCUUUCUGCUGGGGCGCGCAAGUCAGCAGCAAGCGUCAUCGCACUUUGAGGGAGCCAUCUGCCAGUUCGACCUUGUCCCUUCUGCACAGGCAGCUCACAACUACUGCAGGUACAUUAAGAAACAGUGCAGGGAAGCAGACACAUAUAGGCCUAACCUUUCCCCUUUACUGCCUAUUAUACCACGAGUGACAAACAUCUCAGCUACUGCUGCUAGCCAUAAGCGCAGUGGCGCAGAAACCUCCAGAAAGGCCGGGGGCUCGAGUCUUGCCAAGACUGUUGCUGCUGCUGCCUCAGCUGUCAGACAUGUAGCCGCAUCUCAAACAAUAAAGCCAAAUCGUGGAACCAUCCCCACUCCCCUGCAGGUAACGUUGAGGCCAGUCACAGCCCAGUUUGGUUUGGUCAUCCCAUCUCCCAAGGCCAAGAUCGAAGCUGUAACAGCACCAUUGAGGACAGCAGCACUACCAACGAAGCCACCAACUCCGGCAUCACCCACAACGCCACCAACCGCAAGACCCUCCACAUCUAAACCCUCAAAUCAGAAACCUUCCAAACCUACACGCCCAAAGCCCACGCCUCAAAACAAUCCAAAAAAGACGAACGCAGGGGCAGAGAACAAGAAGAAACCUACUAUUCCUGUCAUCACCCCUAAACCCCCGAAGACAAAGCCUGAAUCCACCUUUCGAAACCAAUCUGCUGUCCCUAGGAAACCACAACCUACAACAGCCAAGAAAACAUCUUCAAAGCCAAAAGUUACAACACCCAGAACCACUUUGUCCAAACCCCAGUCUAAUUCUGUCAAAGUUGUCCCAUCUAAACCAACAAUAUCUAAAGUUAACCCCUCAAAAUUACCAAACUCCAAAACUACAACUGCUAAAACCUCAAAGCCAAUAUCCAAACAGAUUCCCAAGCCAACAAAACCAACCAAAACCAUCAAGACUGCAGUCACUCCCAGACCUUCCAAGCCUUCAUACGUCACCGCUACACCGCCUGCUACCGAUGGCUUUCUUAGCUGGGAAGUGCCCCCGACGCAGUUCUCACUGCUUGCAGGACCUAAGGGAGAGAAAGGAGAUCUUGGCCCACAGGGACUGCUGGGACCCCCAGGGAAGCCAGGCCUGCCAGGCAAAAGAGGUCCUCGGGGCGCCACUGGUCCUCAUGGGAACCCCGGCCGAGCUGGUCCACCUGGUUUAAAGGGGAAAAAAGGAGAUCCUGGCAUGUCACCCGGACCAGCACCUAAGGGAGAUAAAGGCGACUCAGGGAUUAUGGGCCCGGUUGGACUGGCUGGCCAAGCAGGACGAAAUGGACAGAAAGGUUUCCCUGGUCCACCCGGACUCCCUGGAGACACCGGUGAACAAGGUCCAGUUGGAAGCCCAGGUGCCAAAGGUUAUCCUGGCAGGCAGGGUUUACCAGGGCCUAUAGGACCAAAGGGGCCUAAAGGCAUUCGGGGUUUCAUUGGAAUCCCAGGCCUUUUUGGCCUGCCUGGGCCUGAUGGUGAAAGAGGCAUUCCCGGCGAACCAGGGAAGAGGGGCAAGAUGGGUAGGCCGGGCUUUCCAGGGGACUUUGGCGAGCGAGGCCCACCUGGACCAGAUGGCGAGCCAGGGGAGAUGGGAGCCCCCGGUCCAAAUGGAGUUCAUGGACUUAUUGGUGAUAUGGGACCGAUUGGUGAAAUGGGUCGUCCUGGACCUGGUGGACUGAAGGGGGUUCCAGGAAAUCCAGGAGAACCAGGACUGAAAGGUGAUAAGGGGGAAAUUGGGCUUCCUGGAGAGCAAGGAGAGACCGGGUACAAAGGAGACAAGGGCAUCCAGGGGGCUCCAGGUUUACCAGGACUUCGUGGAAAACCAGGACCACAGGGAAAGCUUGGAGAGAAUGGCCCUAGUGGUGCACCUGGACCACCAGGCCUUGAGGGUUUCCCUGGAGACAUGGGACCACCGGGAGAGAACGGCCUUGAAGGACAAAAGGGAAAACCAGGGGCCAGAGGUUUACCUGGGCCAAGAGGGAUGACUGGCUUGGAGGGAGACGAGGGUCCGAUCGGACCACCGGGACCAUCAGGACAGGAGGGUAGAAUGGGAAGAAUAGGAUUUCCUGGAAAGGCUGGGCCAGAGGGACUUAAGGGAGAACCUGGCAUGGCAGGAAACGUUGGGCCCAUGGGUGAAAGAGGCUUGGUGGGUUUUAUUGGACCUGUGGGAGAGGCAGGACUUUCAGGAGAGAAGGGGGAUCGAGGGGAAAUGGGCCUUCCGGGACCACCUGGAGAAAAGGGCUCAACGGGUCACCCAGGGAUCCCAGGUGAGACUGGACCUCCUGGACCUCUUGGAAGACCAGGCACUCCUGGGGCGACUGGACCAGCUGGUACCAGAGGACUUAAAGGCCUGCGGGGAGCAAGAGGGCCCGACGGUCCGACAGGAGAUAUGGGAUUAGAGGGCAAGAAUGGUUUUGAUGGUCCUCCAGGAAAAAUAGGUUUCCCAGGAUCCCAGGGCAAGAUCGGGGAGUCAGGGGAAACUGGGCCUAAAGGUUUUCCUGGUAUCCAAGGACCUUCUGGACCUCCAGGGGACAAAGGAAUAGAGGGCGAGCCGGGACCACCCGGGCCACCUGGGGUUGUAGGAUUGUUAGGAGAACUUGGUCAAAAGGGUCCUCCAGGAAAAGUGGGGGAACCGGGGCUGUCAGGCGAGCCUGGAGAGAAGGGUGCCAUCGGACCUGCUGGGAACAUCGGAGAGCAAGGACUGAUCGGACAGAGGGGAGAGCCAGGCUUAGAGGGAGAAGCUGGUCAAGCUGGUCCUGAUGGAGCCAAGGGUGAAAAAGGAGACAUGGGUCAGGAGGGUGGCCAAGGUGAAAAAGGUGAAACUGGACUAAAGGGAAAGGAAGGUCCAGCCGGUAAUCCCGGUCUCACCGGUGUCCGAGGUCCAGAAGGGAAGCCUGGUAAAAUUGGGGAGCGAGGCAAACUAGGAUCAAAGGGUGCCAAAGGACAAAUGGGGGACCUUGGAGAGACUGGGCCGAUAGGAAAGACUGGACCACCAGGUUCUGUUGGGCCGAAGGGGUCCAGAGGAACUAUUGGACAUGUGGGAGCUCCUGGUCGAAUGGGUCAACAGGGGGAACCUGGCCUUCCUGGUUAUGAGGGUCAUCAAGGUUCCCAAGGUCCUAUAGGGCCUUCAGGACCAAAAGGUGAAAAGGGUGAGCACGGGGAAGAUGGGAAAGUAGAGGGUCCUCCCGGCCCUCCAGGUGACAUAGGACCUCCAGGUGACAGGGGAGAGAGAGGGGAACCAGGAGACCCAGGAUACAAAGGUCAAAUUGGUCUGGAUGGUGAACGAGGUAGACCUGGGGCUUCUGGACAACCUGGGCACCCUGGACCUCGGGGACAGCAAGGACCCAAAGGGGCCAAAGGAGAUCUAGGUCAAAAAGGCAAAAGGGGUCAUUCAGGAACAAAAGGAGCCAGAGGACCAGAGGGCACAGGUGGUCAUCAUGGUCCCAGAGGCGUGGUGGGCCCGGAGGGGCCAGAGGGAGUUCCCGGGAUAGAUGGAGUUCCUGGAAAAGAUGGCAGCAAAGGCAUGCCGGGUGAACAAGGUGAUGAUGGAGAGCUGGGUCUUUUUGGUAAAGCUGGUGGGCGUGGAAAAACUGGUGUCCCAGGACUCCCAGGAGAUCAGGGGGCCAUUGGACCUAAGGGUGAGCGGGGUCUUCGAGGCCAGAGAGGAUCUCUGGGAAAAAGAGGCUUCAGGGGUGGAAUGGGACUUCCGGGACUACAGGGAGACCAAGGUCCUAAAGGACAACCUGGUGAUACAGGGGGACCAGGCUUUCCAGGAAUUCUGGGAGUUUUUGGACCAAGGGGACCUCCAGGAGACUUUGGGCCAAAGGGCAUUCGAGGACCAAAGGGACCACAGGGUACAAUGGGUAAAAGAGGAGUUAUUGGCCCCGUGGGAAUUAUCGGUCCCAUUGGAAGUGCGGGUUUUCGAGGAGACAAAGGCAACCGUGGAGAGACUGGAUUUCAAGGCCCAAAGGGAUCCCCUGGACCUCGCGGAUCCCCUGGACCUCCAGGUCCUCCAAGUGUCCCUUUGUCAUUUAAAGAAGAUGGCCGUUUGUUUGAGGAUUCAUUCACUCCUGUCAGAACUGAGAAACAAAAGCCAGUGAUGGACCUGCCAAUGCUGGACCAGGGUGCAGAGAUCUUUAAGACCCUCCACUACCUCAGUAACCUGAUCCAGAGCCUAAAGAACCCACUGGGAACUCGGGACAAUCCUGCCCGCAUCUGCAGGGACUUGCACAGCUGUGAACAGAAGUUAAAUGAUGGCACUUAUUGGAUUGAUCCCAACCUGGGUUGCUCUUCAGAUACAAUAGAAGUCUCUUGCAACUUUACUGGAGGUGGACAAACUUGCCUUAAACCAAUAACAGUAUCCAAGCCAACAAUCAGUGCUGGUCGUGUCCAGAUGAACUUCCUGCACCUGCUGAGCUCAGAGGCUGUUCAGCAUGUCAUCAUCCACUGUCUGAACGUCUCAGUGUGGAGCUCAGCUGAGGAUCAGCUGUUUGCCGACGGGUCUGUGAGAUUCAAGGCCUGGACUGGGGAGGUGUUUGAGGCGGGAGGAGAGCUUGAGCCAGAUGUUCUGGAGGAUUCCUGCUGGAUGAAGGAUGGACGCUGGCACCAGACGCAUUUUGUGUUCCACUCCCUGGACCCCACCUUGCUUCCUGUGGUCGACAUCUACAACCUCCCAAAAACUAGUGCAGGUUCACAUUACCAUCUAGAAGUAGGUCCUGUUUGUUUUCUUUGAGGGGCCAUUGUCUUUUGAGCAUGGAUACACAGGCAACCACCCCUGCAAGAUGCAUUUAUUCAGGUGUGGAGAGCAGGCACGUCUUAAAAUCAUGUCCUAAAACCCAUCCAAGUGAAAAAAAGGCACCAACCCCCAGCAGAUCCUACUUCAGUGCCAAAAUCCCGCUGGACUGCAGAAACAGAGGUCAGAAGCAAGGGGAACAAGGGGAAAAAAAACAAAACAAAUUGGAGAUGAAGAGGAGCAGAGGAGUUCUUGCACUAAUGGCUUCUCGGUACAGCAAAAGCUUCUCCAAGCUCCUCAAGAGGAAUCUCCAUGUGGAUGCUUGCUUGAAGGCAGAGGGCCAUGCAAUGUCUCCAGAACAUUGUUCAGUAAAGGGAGAUCAAAGUGAAGUUCAACAUUGGACAUUUAAGAUAACUUAUUUUGUAACUUUAUACAGUCUGUAUACCGUGUGUACUUUUUUGAAAUAGCAGAAAUUUAAUUACGUAAGAAUAAAAUAAUUAGUGUAAUUGAGAUUCGGAUCAUGUAAAUGUACACACACACACACACACACACACACACACAUACACACACACACACAAACAAACACACACACACACAAACAAACACACACACACACACACACACACACAAACACACACACACACACACACACACACACACACACACACACACACACACACACACACACACACACACACAUUUAAAUAUACAGUAUAUCUUAUGUAAAGAAAUAAACUUUAAGUGCAAUAGAAAAUAAGGCUAAUGAGAAGAUAAUUUGUUAAUUAUGGGAGAUUCUUUUAAGCGGUGCCAUUUUAUUUGUCUUUGGUGCUCAUCUCCUCAUGAUCUUACAUACAAAGAAGACUAGUUUGCUUAAACUGAGCAUUUGGAGCAGAACUGCUUCAAAUGUUACGUUUUGUGUUUUUUCUUUGACUGGAAUACCAGUGGCACGCAGUCGGCUCAUAGUAAAAAAGCCACAAACCAAAACGUGCAAGAUGCCCAAAUGGAGUAUGUCAAUGUUUUUAAUUGUUAUUACACACAUUGCUAUUCAUGCAUUAUUGAACCGGAUGCCACUGUUGAAGAGGGAGAAUUUGGCGGAGAUUACAUGUCAGAUUUAGGAAGAAGACAAUUAUAGAGCUCAGGUUCUCAGUAGUGUUUUGCUAAAUCAUCUCUAUCUGUGGGGUGUGAUAGUUUCUUGCUUCUUCUUUUAUGAUUAAAAAACAUUUUAAAAAAAAAAGAAGUGUUAUUAGUUAGUUAGUCAGCACCACCUAUGCUAUCUACAACAGACAGACUACAGGUACAGGCAAUUCUUAGAAGAGAACUGAGCCACAGGAGGGAGGAGAAUGGGUACAGGAAUCCAAAUAAAACCUUUAUCUUUUAUCUCAUCCUCCCCCGAAUGCAUGGUGCUAAGUAAAUAACCUAAGGUGCUUACCAUAGUGCUGUUAUUACACCACUUUGCUAAAAUGUUCAUAAUAUUUAUAAUGCAUGCUUGCUUAGAUAAAUAAAAACCCCAUGUAAAAUAUUACCGUAGGUUCCUAAUGCACUACAAUUGUGAUACCCAAUCCAACAGGACUUCGUUUCUAAAUUGUCAAUCAUUUUUGGGGAAUUUCCAAGCUAUUUUGUUCAAUGCUGCAAUUUCAAGAAGAUGCUUUUUUGUCUUUUGCUUUUUUUGUUGCUAGAGAAAACACAAAUAAAGAUCAAACAGAUCUCUGCUUUUGCAUCCAGUAUAAAUUACAGGGUUUGAGGUAUUUCUAAAGAGUAAAGUUUUCAUUUUUCUGUAUAAAUCCCCCCUCAGCUGUAUGUAAUAUUGUUAGAAACUAGUGGGGAUAAUUUUAACUAAAUAAAAUAUUGCUUUGUUGUAGCUGGACACAAGUGUGUAUAAUUGUGUAAACCUUGCUGUAUACAGUGAACCCCCCUCUUGCUAAUUUAAUGUUAUUUAAUGUUAAAGUGGUUGCUGACUGAGCAAUUCUUUUGUUGGUUGCAGCAAAUCUAUUCUUUCUGACAACUUUAUAUAGCAGUUAUCCCAACUGGUCUUGGAGUUUAUAGAGUUUUUAUGUGUAAAUUUGGGGCUCCAGAGAACAAAUUUAUUUGCAAUGUUAAUUCUUUUAUUUUUUUAAAUUUUUUUAAUGCUGUUUUUCCUUUAUGAUAAUCAACCAUGUACUGUACCAGAACUGUGCUAUACUAUAACUUGUGUUUAAAGAAUUAUGCAAAUAUGUGAAAAUUGUUUCUUCUUUUUGUAAAUCUGUUCUUGACAAUAAAACAAGCUAAGAAUACCUCACAAUUGUACACAAGACUUGGAGCAAAGAUUUUCUCUUGCCUAUAUAAUUCAAACUUGUUUGGAACACAUCAGCCAAAUGCAGCAAGUCAUCAAACUCUGAAUAAGACCAAUUCUGGUGAUUCGUCUUUUAUCUGUCUUCUUUUUAGUCAUUGUUCAGUGUACAUUUGUUCAAUAAAUACUCUCAAUUUG
Messenger RNA from Cololabis saira (Pacific saury), 8103 nucleotides. RefSeq names its product collagen, type XXVII, alpha 1a (gene col27a1a). Bases 312 to 5639 code for a protein of 1775 amino acids. The record is from RefSeq and is a predicted model, not a curated record. The transcript has 61 exons. Gene Ontology annotation, molecular function: extracellular matrix structural constituent. Lineage: Eukaryota; Metazoa; Chordata; Actinopteri; Beloniformes; Belonidae.